GCUCCCUCACCUGUCCUGUUGAAGGUCGUCGAUCCUGAAGACGGACACCUGGAUGUCGGGGGGCCCAUGGCGAGCAGAGUCUUCCCGUCAAGCCUCAGCCAGUCCAAGAUACUGAAGCUAUGGGGGGACAGCAGCACUCUGAAGGGAGUCUUCGAGGCAGGGGACAUGUCAGCAGUAGCCACCAAGCUCCAGGCCACCCUUUACUCGCUGGAGAAUGCCAGGCUGGAUGUAGGCAUCACGGGGGACACGGGCUCAGGCAAGUCGACCUUUGUCAAUGCCAUCAGGGGGCUGGGAGACGAGGACCCCAAAUCGGCCUACACGGGCGUGGUGGAAAUGACGGUGGGGCCCACGCCGUAUGCACACCCGAAGUACCCCAAUGUUGUCAUCUGGGACCUGCCGGGCAUCGGCGCACCCACCUUCCAGGCCGAAAAAUACCUCCAGCGGGUGCUGCCAGCCCGUUACGACUUCUUCAUCAUCAUCAGCUCGGAGAGCUUUGCCGCCCACCACGCCCAGCUGGCCUGUGAGCUCCGGCAGUGCCGCAAACGCUUCUACCUCAUCCGCUCCAAGGUGGACGUGGACAUCACCGCCUCCCGCAGCCGGCGCCCCAGCACCUUCUCAGAGGAGAGGGUGCUCAGCCAGAUCCGGGAUGACUGCUGCCGGCGGCUGGAGGCAGGGGGCCUGCAGGACCCCAAGGUCUUCCUGCUCUCCAUGUUUGAGUUGGGCAAGUACGACUUCCACCUGCUGUCGGAGAUGAUGGUGAAGGAGCUCGAGAGCCACAAGCAGCAUGCGUUUCUGCAGGCCCUGCCCAACGUCUCGAAGCCCAUCCUGGAGAAGAAGGCAGCCUCGCUGCGGCAGCACAUCUGGCUGGUGGCCGCAGUGGCCUCUGGCAUCAACCCGAGCCCCGUGCCAGGUGUACGGGAUGUGGCAUGUGACCUACACAUGCUCAUCGACUCCCUGCAAGGCUACCGCUGCAGCUUCGGGCUGGACAAGGACUCCCUCGCCACAUUGGCGGGGCAGACGGGUCAAGCCCUGCACAAGAUCCUGGAGGCAGCACAGGGCCCAGAGACCCAGGUCACCGAGGCACUGGUGGUGGAACGACUGGGCCAGGCCUCCCGGGAUGCCUCUGCUUUCACCCAGGAGCUCCUCAACGUGCCCAUCCUUGGCACCCUGGCCAACUGUGGCAUCUCCUUUGCCACCAUCUACCAGAUGCUCCACAUGUCUCUGGAUGAGGCGGUCAAGGAUGCCCAGAGACUGCUGCUUCAGGCCUUCCUCGACGACUCCGAACACGAGUUCCCAGACAGAUCCAAUCCAUGAUCCCAGCCCUGAGCCUAGGCCAGCUGGAGGUGGCAGCGAGGGACUGGGAGGAUCCAGGUUCUGUCCCCAGGCAGGGUGGUGCCGGGGGAGGGAAAGAAACUCAAGCUCUAGCUCUCCUGGACUGAG
Molecule: messenger RNA, 1440 nt
Organism: Neogale vison (American mink)
Lineage: Eukaryota; Metazoa; Chordata; Mammalia; Carnivora; Mustelidae
Product: interferon-inducible GTPase 5-like
Exons: 2
Coding region: 67-1314 (415 amino acids)
Cellular component (GO): membrane
Molecular function (GO): GTP binding; GTPase activity
Source: RefSeq, a predicted model, not a curated record